Messenger RNA from Boleophthalmus pectinirostris (great blue-spotted mudskipper), 1618 nucleotides. RefSeq names its product nuclear factor 7, brain-like. The transcript has a single exon. Gene Ontology annotation, molecular function: protein binding; zinc ion binding. The coding region runs from base 123 to 1520 and encodes 465 amino acids. Lineage: Eukaryota; Metazoa; Chordata; Actinopteri; Gobiiformes; Gobiidae. The record is from RefSeq and is a predicted model, not a curated record.
UGCUGCUGUUCCUCUCAGGUGUGAGUGAUUCAUUCAGAGUAAAGAGGAAGUGCUGAGCCAGUGUUUGUCAGGGCGUCGGACACAGAGGACACAGCCGUGUGAGUCUGGACUCUUUGGUUCAAAUGGAGAAGAUCUCUGCAGUGGAGGACUUUCUGACCUGUCCUGUUUGUCUGGAGACCUUUAAAGAGCCAGUGUCUCUGGGCUGUCACCACAGCUUCUGCUCCGUCUGUCUACACAACUACUGGGACCAGAACAGCACCAGGACCUGCCCCGUGUGUCGCAGGAAGUCCUCAAAAGAACAUCUAGAUGUGAACUUUGCUCUGAAGGAACUGACUCUGUCCUUUACACAGAAGGAGCAGGCUCCAGGAGGAGAGAGGCCUGUGGUGUGCUCCUCACACCCAGAGCAGACGCCUCUGUUCUGCCUGGACGAGAGGCGCCCUCUGUGCCCUGUGUGUGAGUUCUCUCUUCACUCGGGGCAUAAGGUGGUGUCUGUGGACUCAGCUGUGAGUGAAGUGAAGGAGCAGCUGCGCUCACAGCAGCAGUCUCUGUCCCAGAGGAGAGAGCAGGCCUCACACGCACACACUCAGUGUGAGCAAAUACAGGAGCUGGCACACGCGCAGGUGGAGCUCUGUGAACGCCACAUCAGGGCGGAGUUUGAGCGGUUACACCGGUUCCUCCAACAGGAGGAGGAGUCUGUGCUCAGAGCUCUGAGACAGGAGCAGAGCAGACAGGCCCAGGCCAUAGAAGCACAGCUACAGCAGAUCAGGGAGGAGCUGUGUACUAUGGAGCAGAACCUCCAGACUGUGGAAGAUCUACUGCAGAGACAGAGCGUGGACUUUCUCACACAGUACAGACACACUCACAAAGACACACAGACUCUGCUCUCACAGCACAGCCCACAGCUGGGACCAGGACUCCUGAUAAACCAGGCCAAAGUCCUGGCCAACGUGGCCUUCAACGCCUGGAACAAGAUGAGAGCCCUGGUGAGCUACAGUCCAGUCACUCUGGACCCAAACACUGCAGCCAGACGGAUCCAUCUGUCUGAGGAUCUGAGGGGGGUGAGAGGUGGAGAAUCUGAUCAAGAGGUUCCUGAAAAUCCAGAGAGAUUCUGUAACUAUGCCACUGUUCUGGGCAGUGAGGGCUUCAGCUCUGGCUCUCACCAGUGGGACGUGGAGGUGGGAGAUCAUCCGAGAUGGACCAUUGGUUUGGUCAAAGAAUCUGUCGACAGGAAGGGAGAGAGAUCUAUCACUCUGGAAAAUGGACUCUGGUGUUUGAGUCUUUACAUGGGAAAUUACGUUGCUUUUGGUAAAAAACUGUCCCUGAAGAGGAGACCUCAGAGGAUCCGAGUUCGACUGGACUGUGAUGAAGGGAAAGUGUUUUUCUUUGACGCUGGUGACAUGUCUCUGAUCUGCUCUCACAAACACAGAUUCACAGAGAAAAUGUUUCCUUAUUUCUAUGUUGGUGAAUCUGGUGACGCUAAAACCAAAGAAAUUAAAAUAUUUUCCAGUGAAGCUCAGUAAACAUUUAUAAACUUUUAUUUAAAAAAUGUAUUUAAUAUUGUUGUGAUUUUAUUUUUUUUAUAAAAUUACUAUGUAUACGAUAAUUUUACAACUGUUUA